GCGGCGCGGGGCAGGCCGGGAAGCGUAGUGCGCGGGGCAGGCCGGGCCGAUGGCGGGGCUGGAGCUGCUGUCGGAGCAGGGCUUCCGCGCGGACGGGCGGCGCGCCGGGGAGCUGCGCAAGCUGCGCGCCCGCAUGGGCGUCUUCGCGCGGGCCGACGGCUCGGCCUACAUCGAGCAGGGCAACACCAAGGCGCUCGCCGUGGUCUACGGCCCGCACGAGAUGCGCGGCUCCCGCAGCAAAGCGCUGCACGACCGGGCGCUGGUGAACUGCCAGUACAGCAUGGCCACCUUCAGCACGGGCGAGCGCAAGCGCCGGCCCCACGGCGACCGCAAGUCCAGCGAGAUGACGCUGCACCUCAAGCAGACCUUCGAGGCCGCCAUCCUCACCCAGCUCUACCCCCGCUCGCAGAUCGACAUCUACGUGCAGAUCCUGCAGGCAGACGGCGGGAACUACUGCGCCUGCGUGAACGCGGCCACGCUGGCCGUCAUCGACGCCGGCAUCCCCAUGCAGGACUACGUGUGCGCCAGCUCGGCCGGCUUCGUGGAGGACACGGCCCUGGCCGACCUCAACUACGUGGAGGAGGCGGCCGGGGGCCCGCAGGUGGCCCUGGCCCUGCUGCCCAAGUCGGACCAGAUCGCGCUGCUGGAGAUGAACGCGCGGCUCCACGAGGACCACCUGGAGUGCGUCCUGGACGCCGCCACCGCGGCCUGCCGGGCCGUGCACGCAGUGCUGGACCAGGUGGUGCGCGACCACGUGCGGGAAGUCGCCACGCUGCUGGGGGAGUGAGCGCCCGGGGGGGGGGCACUGACCUGCCUCCAGGCCUGUGGGGGUUGACUGCUGCCUCCUGGGCACGGGCCCUUCCCUCAGCCCCGGGGACGCUGGGCCAGCACUGGGAUGUGUCCCCUCGCCGCGUGGAGACGGACCCCGGUGCCCCUCGCUGGGCGACGGGCACCACCGCUGCGCUCUGGCACGGCCUGCGUUUUGGGCCUUGGCGGGAGGUGCCUGCCUGCAGGGCCUGCACCCUGGGCGGGGGGCUACUGUGGCUCAUGGGCCGUGCCGGGAGCCCAGGCCAGUCCCCUGGUAGGAGUGGGUGUUGUUUUGGACAAGCAGCUCUGAAUAAAGUGUUAUUUUGGUGCAA
Alligator mississippiensis (American alligator) is the source of this 1139-nucleotide messenger RNA. It is a transcript of the gene EXOSC4, whose product is annotated as exosome component 4. Gene Ontology annotation, biological process: U4 snRNA 3'-end processing; nuclear mRNA surveillance; rRNA catabolic process. Gene Ontology annotation, cellular component: nucleolus; cytoplasmic exosome (RNase complex); nuclear exosome (RNase complex). Lineage: Eukaryota; Metazoa; Chordata; Crocodylia; Alligatoridae. The record is from RefSeq and is a predicted model, not a curated record. The transcript has 3 exons. Bases 50 to 787 code for a protein of 245 amino acids.